AGUUCAUUCCUAAAUCUGUGCGAUAGGACAAUCAAAAUUAAUUUAAGUAGAAAUGUCAAUGAAAAUAAUCUAAAAAAUUCCCAACAAAUUCUCUACCGAUCCAAAUGAUCUGAAUAAAUAAAUAGAAGAAUAAACAAUAGGAAAAGUCCGUAAGAACGAGGAGAAAAUGGAUAUAGACUUUAAAUUAUUUAGAUCAGCCCUAGGUACCACCAAGAAGAUGCGGAUAGGAAAUAUGAUGAAAACGAUGAUAAAAACCUUCACGAGGAAAAAACUCGUGAAUUGCUCGGGGGAAUCUAGCCUAGUUCGGUGUUUAUCUACUUUGGACUUGACUGCCCUUGGAAUAGGCUCCACUCUGGGAGUUGGGGUUUAUGUACUCGCUGGGGCGGUAGCUAGGGAUGUGGCAGGCCCAGCUGUGGUUAUUUCAUUUGCAAUUGCAGCGAUCGCGUCGAUGUUCGCAGGUCUUUGCUACGCGGAAUUUGGCGCCCGAGUGCCGAAAGCCGGUUCCGCCUACGUCUACAGUUACGUCACGAUGGGCGAGUUCAUCGCAUUCCUAAUCGGUUGGACCCUAAUCCUGGAGUACAUGAUUGGCGCGGCGAGUGUCGUCAGGGGCCUCAGCACUUACGUCGACGAACUGUGCAAUAAUUCCAUGAGAAAUGCCUUCCAACAUGCUGCGCACAUCGAAGUUGAUUACUUCUCACCGUAUCCGGAUUUUUUCGCCUUCGGAAUUACCAUCACAUUCUCACUGGCUGUGGCAUUCGGAGCUAAAGAAUCUUCCCUGGCUAAUAACAUCUUCACUUUUCUGAAUUUGGGAGUGGUAUUGUUCGUAAUUAUCACCGGAAGCUUCAACGCUACCGCAAAAAACUGGAAGCUCGAGACUCCAUGCACGAACGGCCCGAAAGACGAUUGCCCCAAUGGAAGAGGUGGAUUUGCGCCGUUCGGUAUCUCCGGCAUCCUGACGGGGGCUGCGACCUGUUUCUACGGUUUCAUAGGGUUCGACUGCGUGGCGACAGCUGGAGAGGAGGCCAAGGACCCCAAGAAGUCGAUCCCCAUAGCCAUCGUGGCCUCAUUAACGGUCGUCUUCCUGGCGUAUUUUGGUGUUUCAACAGUUCUGACGACAGUUCUCCCUUACUACGAGCAGAACCGGGACGCCCCCUUCCCCCACAUGUUCGACAACAUCGGCUGGAGCUGGGCGAAGUGGAUAGUCUCCGUUGGAGCCAUCAGCGGACUCUGCUCCAGCCUCCUCGGGGCUAUAUUCCCAUUGCCAAGGGUCAUCUACGCCAUGGCUAAUGAUGGCUUGAUCUUCAAGUGGAUGGGAUCGGUUAAUUCCAGAUUCCACACGCCGAUGAUGGGGACUUUGUCGGCUGGAUUGUUAACUGGUGUUCUCGCAGCAAUAUUCGAGCUUGGACAACUCGUGAAUAUGAUGAGCAUUGGUACUCUUCUGGCUUAUUCAAUAGUUGCCGCUUCUGUUUUAGUUCUAAGGUAUGAAGAGAGUGAAGCUUAUCAGAAACGAGACGACAGAGAACCAAGGACAUUCGACUACAUAGCGAAACAGUUGAUAAACAUGAAUAAACUCCACAUGUCCACGAAAUUGACGAGUCAAAUCGUCAGUUGGCUAGUCUUCGUCUACGUGGUCCUGUGCUUCUGCAUAACCGGAAUAAUCCGGACGUUCUCAGGAGAAAUAAUGAAAGGAACAGUCUGGCCGAUAAUUCUCCUCGCAAUCACCGUCACAUGUCUAGCAUUAACAGUUCUACUUAUUCAUCUUCAACCGAAAUCCGAGAAGAAACUCAAUUUCUCAGUCCCACUGGUGCCCUUUCUCCCUGCCUUGAGCAUCAUCAUCAACAUCUACCUAAUGGUGAUGCUGGACAUCAUGACCUGGAUACGAUUCGCCUUGUGGAUGGUAGUGGGUCUAUCGAUCUACUUUUUCUACGGCGUAUGGCACAGCACACACAGAGACAACCACAUAAACUCUGAGACAACGUAACGAAUAGUCUGUACAUACUCUAAUAAAUGACAAUGAUAAGAUA
Messenger RNA from Diachasma alloeum, 2024 nucleotides. Its product is annotated as high affinity cationic amino acid transporter 1. Lineage: Eukaryota; Metazoa; Arthropoda; Insecta; Hymenoptera; Braconidae. The transcript is spliced from 10 exons. Bases 167 to 1981 code for a protein of 604 amino acids. The record is from RefSeq and is a predicted model, not a curated record. Gene Ontology annotation, biological process: amino acid transport; transmembrane transport. Gene Ontology annotation, molecular function: amino acid transmembrane transporter activity. Gene Ontology annotation, cellular component: plasma membrane.